This is a messenger RNA of Gossypium arboreum, 1933 nucleotides long. Its product is annotated as probable receptor-like protein kinase At5g18500. The record is from RefSeq and is a predicted model, not a curated record. Gene Ontology annotation, biological process: protein phosphorylation. The coding region runs from base 95 to 1933 and encodes 612 amino acids. The transcript has 10 exons. Gene Ontology annotation, molecular function: ATP binding; protein kinase activity. NCBI's taxonomy places the organism in Eukaryota, Viridiplantae, Streptophyta, Magnoliopsida, Malvales, Malvaceae.
GAAUCAAACCACACCCCAUCAAGAUUUUCAACCAUUUUUUGAAAGUCAUAUAUAUACACACCAUUGGAACUCCAAGAGAGUUGCAGACUCAACAAUGGAGGGCAAUACAACUCCUCAUACACCGUCUUAUGUGGUUAUCGCAUUCGAUGCAACUAAGGAUCAUAAUGAACGUGAGUUUAGAAUUAUCAUCAAUCAUAUACGAGUUAGAGGUGACAUUCUGCGUGGUGGGGAUACGCUUCUUAUGCUUGGAGUUUUGCAUAGAGUCACUCACCCUAUGGGUUACCAAAGCAAACCAUGUCCAGAAUCUUUUGGAACAAGCCUUCGUGCCAUGGAGGAAGAAAUCUCAAACAAGGUUGAUUCAUAUGUUAAAUUGCUCCACCAAAGUGCUGAAGAAUGUGAAGAGCAAGGGGUGAGCAUUGGAGUUAAAAUUACAGCUGGGGUUCCCUUAAAGAAUGUUGUUCUACAAGAAGUGGUUGCCUCAAAGCCAGCAUGGGUUGUACUUGAUAGACACCUCAGACGGGAUUUGAAGUUAUACCUUAAACAGAUACCUUGCAAAGUUGCAUUAGUUCAAGACAGCUUGAACGUUGAUGUUUUGAGAAACCAUACAAUAAGUGAACCAGAUAUUGGAGACCAAAAGGUGUACUCCAUGUCCAAGUCCAAGCCUGUACCUCCAUCCAACUUUCACUUUACUGAAAAUAUCGAUCCUUCGGAAACCUCAUCAAGAAGAUACUCCUUGUCCACGAGUUACUUGGAAAGCUCCAAGAGUGGCCUCUUCACCCCUUCAUCUACAUUGAAAUCAGAAGAGCAUAACUUUUUAUCUGAUUUUGGUUCUUCUUCUAAGCUGGAAAUAUCAGAUACAUAUACCAAAGGAGGAAGUAUGCUAUUUGACACGCCAAAUAUCAUCCAAAAGCAGCAAAGGCAUGGCUUCCGCAACAAAUCCACAGGAUCACCUCUUCUUUGUGUUGCUUGUGGACUAAGGACUGAACUGUAUAUCCAAGAUUCAAAGGCAUUCACUUACACUGAGAUUCAACAAGCCACUGAAGACUUUUCAAAGAAGAACUUGUUAGGGGAAGGUGGAUAUGGUCAUGUAUACAAGGGUAAGCUCAAAGAUGGACAGCUGAUUGCAGCAAAGGUCCGGAAACAAGAAAGUACACAAGGAUUUGCUGAGUUCAAUUCCGAGGUAUCUGUCUUAAGUUUCGCACGUCAUAAGAACAUUGUGAUGCUGCUGGGUUAUUGUUGCAAGGAGAACCUCAACAUUUUGGUUUACGAGUAUAUAUGCAACAAGUCCCUUUACUGGCAUUUAUUUGAGAAUACAGAAAAUGUUCUUGAUUGGCAUCAAAGACGUGCUAUUGCAAUUGGCACUGCAAAGGGUUUACGUUUUCUGCAUGAAGAAUGCCGUGGUGGUCCUAUUAUUCAUAGGGACAUGCGUCCAGGCAACAUACUUCUCACACAUGACUUAGUCCCUAUGCUAGGUGACUUUGGUCUAGCCAGAUGGAAGAUAAAUGAUGAAACACUACAGACAAAAGUUCUGGGAACAUUAGGAUACCUUGCUCCAGAGUAUGCAGAAAAUGGGUUUGUUUCAGUGAGGACAGAUGUGUAUGCAUUUGGGAUAGUUCUCCUACAACUAAUUUCAGGUCGCAAAGUAAUUGACUACAAAAGCGAAGACAAAAGCGAAGGACAGCAUGUAUCUUUGAGACAAUGGGCAGAACCACUGAUCGAAAAGUUAGCACUACAUGAGCUCAUUGAUCCUCGUAUUGAAGAGUCAUAUGAUACCUAUCAACUCUACCUUAUGGCUAAGACAGCUUACUUAUGCGUGCAAAUGAACCCUGAAAUGAGGCCAUCAAUGGCGGAGGUAUUGCGCCUUCUGGAAGGAGAAGCCGAUCAUUUCCACCAGUUGAAGGAAAAGGCAGUUCCUCAAUUUACAAAACGAUGA